GGCCCAUAAAGUCUAUUAUUUAUUAAUUUAGUUGCGCUUUUUUCUUUCGUCAUUUCUGAAAAAAACAGAAUUCUUCCAAAGCAAUUGUUUUGAUCCCAGUCUCACUCAUGGCGGAGAUUGAGCUAAAAACUGCACCUGCUGAUUUUCGUUUCCCAACAACAAAUCAAACCAGACACUGUUUCACUCGUUAUGUAGAGUUUCAUAGGUGCUUGGCAGCAAAGGGUGAUGGUUCAGCUGAAUGUGAGAGAUUCGCUAAAUAUUACCGCUCCCUUUGCCCUGGAGAAUGGGUUGAAAAGUGGAAUGAGCAGAGGGAGAAUGGGACUUUCCCAGGACCUCUUUGAAAUCAUCUCUGUGCCUUGGACAACCUUUUGAGGCUUGAAAACACUUGAACUUUAUGUUGGUUUAAUUUCUUCUGUUAAUUUGAUGAUCUUUACCAAAUCAUGUUGGAUCAAUAAGGCAGUUUAUGGGAUAUUCAGUGUUCAAAGUUCACAAA
Molecule: messenger RNA, 493 nt
Organism: Arachis duranensis
Lineage: Eukaryota; Viridiplantae; Streptophyta; Magnoliopsida; Fabales; Fabaceae
Product: cytochrome c oxidase subunit 6b-2
Exons: 4
Coding region: 108-341 (77 amino acids)
Cellular component (GO): mitochondrion; respiratory chain complex IV
Source: RefSeq, a predicted model, not a curated record